AUGCAAAAUGGUUAUCGAAGGUAUGUAGCAUUUGCAUAUAUGGCUGUAAAUGGUAUUGGAUUUGCAGUAAAUUUUUGGGUAUUGUAUACUGUUGCACCAUUACUAUUCUCAUUAACUGUUAAAGUGCCAAAGAGUAUUUUAUUUUAUAUUGUAACAUUAUGCAUAUCUGAUCUCAUGAUAAUGAUAGGAAUGCUUUUCUUAAUAAUCGAAAUAGUUCUUGGUACUUGGAAAUUUAGCACAUUUUCGUGCGUUGCUUAUCUUGUUUUUGAAGCUAUGAAUAAAUUUGUAGCUCCUGUAAUUGUAGUAUUAAUUAGUCGAACUUGUUAUGUAACAGUAUGUUUAGAUCCAAAAAGUCAACAGAUUGCUGCUAGUUUAAAGUAUGCAAUAGCACAAGUAAUUGCAUCAAUGGCACUUGUUAUGAUAAUGCUAUGGCCACUUUUUGCUUACAGUCAAGUCUCAUCACUGUAUUUUAAUGUAAACGUUACACUGCGAACUGUUAACGUAUUACGUAAAUGCACGUUCAUGCCACCAUCAGAAAUCGAACUUGGCUUUGGUAUAGUGUCUUGCAUUGCAAGUUAUGCCAUACCAUUAGGAGGAAUGAUUUACUGGUAUGUUUCUGUGCCAUUUUUCCUCAGGAAAAGAGCUGGUAAUUCUCUUGUAUCUAGCAACUCAAACGCAGCGCCUUUACGUCGAUUAAUAGCGACAGUUCUUGUGCUUACAGCCGUGUAUGUCUCGUGUUGGUCACCAUAUUGGCUGAGUAUAUUUGCGCAUAAAUUUAUCAAUGGAAUGAUUGUGAUAGCAUCAUACUUUAUCCAUUUGCUUCCUUAUAUAAGCUGCUCGGCAUAUCCAGUAAUUUUUACACUUAUGAAUAGACGGAUUAAAACAGCUCGUGCUCAAAUGCAUUUGCAUUUAAAACGAAAGAGAUAUAGUUGUGUUGAUUCUAUCCACGCUAGUGAGAGUAUUUCUAAGUAA
Thelazia callipaeda (thelaziosis nematode) is the source of this 972-nucleotide messenger RNA. The record is from the annotation of a GenBank genome assembly. NCBI's taxonomy places the organism in Eukaryota, Metazoa, Nematoda, Chromadorea, Rhabditida, Thelaziidae.